Molecule: messenger RNA, 3890 nt
Organism: Cyprinodon tularosa
Lineage: Eukaryota; Metazoa; Chordata; Actinopteri; Cyprinodontiformes; Cyprinodontidae
Gene: cntn4
Product: contactin 4
Exons: 23
Coding region: 460-3549 (1029 amino acids)
Biological process (GO): cell-cell adhesion
Molecular function (GO): protein binding
Source: RefSeq, a predicted model, not a curated record
GGGAGGGAGGCAAGGAAGGAGAUCUGACGCAUCUGAGUGAGUGGGCACAGCGAGGCUUUACUUCUCUCCGAUAUGCAACCUGCGCGACGCUGCGCCUCCUGCGACCUGCGCUACUGACACCAAGAGGGAGAGAUCAGAGGCAGGAGGAGCCGGCAUGGAUGGACGGGAACACCACUAAACACAGAGGACUGGAAGCGGUGGUUUUGCUCUCAAGUCAGAAAGAAACACUGUUUUGAUUCCCUUUCUCUUGUGUUUCUUUUUGUGGCCCGGAGCGUCACUCUUCAGUAAUGUUCGCGUGCGCAAAUUUGUUUGGUAACAAAAUACGGAAUAUUCUGUGGCUUUGAUUUCCUGGGAGAGAAAAUAACCGAACCCAACAGAUUGGCAAAGCAGAGAACUGCAAAUCGGAUUCCAUACAUUUGUGAUUGGAUGUGAAAACACUUUGACCCUUCAAAAUUGAAGAUGAUGUUGCUAUGGAAACUGCUGCUGCUGCAGUCACUUAUGGGGUGCCUGGCAGAGCGCAGCGUCCUGCAGAGUCCCGCUUUCACCAAACAGCCAGGCAGCAUUGUGUAUCCUGUGGAGACCGUGGGGAACAACAGGGAGGUGGUAUUCAGCUGCGAGGCCCAGGGUACCCCACCUCCCACAUACCGGUGGAAAUUAAAUGGUACAGAAGUCAUUCCCAAAGCCGGGUCUCACUACAGCCUUUCUGGAGGCAACCUCAGAAUCAGCCGUCUGAACAAAGACCAAGAUGCCGGAACGUAUCAGUGCCUAGCCUCCAACUCCUUUGGGACCAUCGUCAGCCGAGAGGCCAGUCUAACCUUUGCAUACUUGGAGAACUUCAAGACUCACAAAAGAAGCUCUGUCUCAGUACGUGAAGGUCAAGGAGUGGUUUUGCUGUGUGGCCCUCCUCCACAUUCAGGAGAUCUGAUCUUUUCUUGGAUCUUCAAUGAGUACCCAAAUUUCGUAAAGCAGGACACUCGCCGCUUCAUCUCCCAGGAAACAGGGAAUCUGUACAUUGCCAAAGUGGAGCCUUCAGAUGUUGGAAAUUACACCUGUGUGGUGACCAACACGGUCACAAAGACUCGUGUUCAGGGUCCUCCCACUCCUCUUGUGCUUCGCAGUGAUGGUGUUAUGGGUGAAUAUGAACCAAAGAUUGAAGUUCAAUUUCCAGAGGUUAUCCACGUAGCCAAAGGAUCCACUGUAAAGCUGGAGUGCUUUGCACUUGGAAACCCUGCACCCACCAUCAGUUGGAAGAGGGUGGAUAAUGUACCCUUCCCCAGGAAAGUGGACAUGAGGAAGGCCAGCGGUGUCCUAGAAAUCCCAUAUUUCCAACAGGAGGAUGCCGGCACAUAUGAAUGUGUGGCCGAAAACUCCAGGGGGAUGAACACAGUGAAAGGGAAGCUCUCUUUCUACGCUCCACCUCAUCUCAUUGAGAAGCCCCAAGAUGUGCAAAAGCUCAUCGAUGACUCACUGGUGUGGGAGUGCAAAGCCACAGGGAAACCAAAACCCUCGUACAGAUGGAUGAAGAAUGGAGAAAACCUGGAGUCUGCAGAGGAGCGCAUACAGGUUGCCAAUGGGAUUCUGUCAAUCAGUCGGCUAACCCUGUCUGACACCGGAAUGUACCAGUGUGUGGCAGGGAACAAGCAUGGCGAGGUCUAUUCCAACGCAGAGCUCCGAGUCAUAGCUGUUGCCCCAGAUUUCUCUCACAAUCAACUGAAGAGUCAGACACUGGUGAAAGUAGGAGGAGAUAUCCUGAUCGAGUGCAAGCCCAAGAUGUCUCCUUGGGGUGUCAUCUUGUGGCGGAAGGGCAGCGAACCCCUACAGGGAAGCAGCAGGAUCUCCAUUCUGGACAAUGGCAGCCUUCGGAUUUGGAAUGUGACCAAAUCGGACGCUGGUCUCUACACCUGUGUUGCAAGAAACCAGUUUGGAGUAGCAAGCAGCACAGGAAGUGUCACAGUUAAAGAGCCAACCAUCAUCACUACACAGCCCACAACGCUGGACAUCACUGUUGGGGAGAGUGUGGUUCUGCCAUGUCAGGUGAGCCACGACCCGUCUCUGGAGCUUAAGUUCACCUGGUUCUUCAACGAGCAGCUCAUCCACUUUGGGAACAAUGGCGGAUUCUUCGAAAAAGUUGGAGGCCAGCACUCAGCGGGAGACAUUAUGAUUCGGAACAUCCAGCUGGGCCACGCAGGGAAGUACACAUGCGCUGUGCAGACCAAGGUGGACAGCAUCUCCAUAGCUGUGGACCUAGUAGUUCGAGGUCCCCCAGGGCCACCCACCAGCAUUCAAGUAGAAGAAAUCACUGAUACCACCGCGUCUCUUUCCUGGAGGCCUGGUCCUGAUAAUCACAGUCCAAUUACGGCAUACACCAUUCAGGCCAGGACACCAUUUUCCCUGGGGUGGCAGGCUGUCACCACAGUUCCUGAGGUUGUAGGGGGCCACCAGCUGACAGCUACAGUAAUAGCGCUGAGCCCUUGGGUGGAGUACGAGUUCCGGGUCCUGGCAAGCAACAAAGUCGGGACGGGUGAGCCCAGCAAGCCGUCCAAACAAGCUAGGACGAAGAGCACCACUCCGAAGGUCACACCGGCUAAUGUGAGUGGAGGAGGAGGCAGUCGCUCCGAAUUAGUCAUCACAUGGGAGCCCGUUCCAGAGGAGCUGCAGAAUGGACCAGGGUUCGGCUAUGUGGUGGCUUUCCGACCUCGAGGCGCCACGGGCUGGAUGCAGGCAGCCGUGCCGUCCCCAGAGGCAUCCAGAUAUGUUUUUAAAAACGAGAGCAUCCAACCUUUCUCGCCUUUCCACGUGAGGGUCGGGGUUUACAACAACGAGGGCGAGGGGCCAUUUGGCUCGGUUACCACUAUCUACUCAGCCGAGGAAGAGCCUGGCCGAGCUCCCACCAGGAUCCGUCUCAAGAGCCUCUCUGCAUCUGAGAUCGAGGUGUCAUGGAAAGCCCUGCCCUGGAACGCCAGCAAGCGGAGGGUGCUGGGCUACGAGCUGAGGUACUGGAGUAGAAGUGAGAGGGAGGAGACGGCCAGCAUACUGAGGACCACAGGGAAUCAGACAUCCACCGUCAUCAGUGGGUUGAGAGGCAGCACCGUCUAUUAUAUCUCAGUGAGGGCCUACAACACAGCUGGAACAGGCCCUUCAAGCACCACAGUCAAUGUGACCACCAAAAAACCACCUCCCAGCCAGCCUCCGGUUAAAGUCAUGUGGAACACAUCAAACUCCAAGAUUAUCCUGAACUGGGAGCACGUCAAAGCUCUGGAGAACGAGUCAGAAGUGACCGGUUACAAAGUGCUAUACAAGAAGAAUCGACACAGCCGACCUAAUGUCAUGGAAACUAACACCACCUCAGUGGAGCUUGCUCUUCCGACUGAUGAGGAAUAUAUCAUCCAAAUAAAGCCAUUUGGAGAGGGAGGAGACGGGAACAGCAGCAAGCAGAUCACCAUCCCUAGGAUAGCAGGACCCAAUGCAGUCGGCUCAGCCUCCAAGGUCUCCACGCUGUCAGCCCUCAGCACAAUAGCUCUCUCUUUCACAGCACGGACAUCUUUAUGACAAACAGCUCCCAGCAGAUGUUGCAUCUAAGGUGGAGACAGCUCUCAGGCGGGAACACAAGUGGAGCCCACUCCGGUGUAACUAGAUACAUCCAUUUAGAUUUUAGAGACAGAGGGAAGACACUGAGGGUAAAAAUGUUCAAAUACGCCAUGUAGAAGACAGAUAAGGAGUCCCUGUCAGCUUCAUAGGCCAGGUGAGGGAGAUUAUCCGAUGUCGUGACUAUGUUGUUACCAAAGCAGCUUUCAUAAAAGAAACAUAAAGGAAAAAGUCUUAUAUGCAUCUUUUUGUAUGACAUGUUGAGCUUUUAUAGAUUUUGUUUUCCUGAUGGGUUAGGAGAUGAC